Theileria annulata is the source of this 1647-nucleotide messenger RNA. RefSeq names its product chaperone, putative. The record is from RefSeq and is a predicted model, not a curated record. The transcript is spliced from 2 exons. Gene Ontology annotation, cellular component: chaperonin-containing T-complex. Gene Ontology annotation, biological process: protein folding. Bases 1 to 1647 code for a protein of 548 amino acids. Gene Ontology annotation, molecular function: ATP-dependent protein folding chaperone; ATP hydrolysis activity; ATP binding. NCBI's taxonomy places the organism in Eukaryota, Apicomplexa, Aconoidasida, Piroplasmida, Theileriidae.
AUGGCGGUUAAUAUCUUAAAUAGCAGGGCAGAUAGCCUUCAGUCAGUUGCAGCACUGGCAACGAACAUACACGCAGCAAAAAGCCUGUUCGAUAUUCUUAAAACCAAUUUGGGACCCAAAGGGACAUGUAAAAUGUUGGUAAAUGGAGCAGGACAUAUAAAAAUCACCAAGGAUGGUAGCGUAUUAUUGAGCGAAAUGAUGAUCCAACACCCGACGGCAAUGAUUCUCUGCAGAGCAGCCUCAGCAAUGGACGAAGUUACAGGAGAUGGAACAACGAGCAAUGUUUUAUUUUCAACAAGCUUGAUGAAAAACGCAGAAGAAUAUAUUUUGUACCAGAACGUACACCCGAAAUAUUUAUGUGAUGGAUUUGACCUCAGCCUUAAGAAGCUGGCAGAUAUCCUACCCACACUCGCAGUAACGAUCUAUGAUAGGACAGGAACUAGCGAUGAUAGAACCUUGGAGUCAGGAAGAAUAGAUUGGGAGUUGAUGAGUAACAUAGUGAAAACAUCAAUAGCGACAAAACUACCAUAUAAGCUGGCUAUACACAUUGCAGAACAAGUACUCGAGUCUGUGAAAAUAAUAUACGAACCAGGAAAACAACUUGAUCUUUUCAUGGUGGAAGUGUUACACAUGAAACAUCGUUUUGCAUCAGAAACGAAACUAAUUAGAGGAAUGGUGAUGGACCAUGGAACACGUCAUCCUGAUAUGCCCAAAAAAGUCACAAAAGCCUUUAUCUUAACACUAAACUGCAGUUUGGAGUAUGAAAAAUCUGAGGUAAACUCCGGGUUCUUCUACGACACAGCUGAGAAGCGAGAAGCGCUCGUUAAGUCUGAACGUGAGUUCACAGAUGAAAAGGUUAGGAAAAUAAUCGAGUUGAAACAAAAGGUCUGCUCAGAAAACGAUCACACCUUCUGCGUUUUCAACCAAAAGGGAAUCGACCCAAUGGCCCUGGACAUGAUGGCAAAGGAGGGAAUAAUGGCACUACGUAGAGUCAAAAGACGUAAUAUGGAACGUCUUACACUUUGCUGUGGAGGAAAUCCUUGUAAUUCAGUAGAAGACCUUAAACCGGAAGAUUUGGGAUAUGCAGAUCUUGUGUACGAGGUGGUCGUUGGAGAAGAAAAAUAUACCUUUGUUGAAGGAGUAAAAGAUCCCAAAAGUUGUACACUCCUAAUCAAAGGAAGCAGUGAUUAUAGUAUAAGCCAAAUUAAAGACUCAAUUAGAGAUGGACUUAGAGCAGUUAAAAACGCAAUCGAAGAUAAGAAAGUACUUCCAGGAGCUGGAGCUCCAGAAUUAGUUCUGUACAAUCAUCUUAUGGAAUAUUCUAAGGAGGUUAGAGGAAAGGCGAAGUAUGGAGUGAUGGUUUUUGCAGAAAGUUUACUUGUAUUACCAAAAGUGCUGGCAGAUAACGCCGGAUUAGACGGAAAGGAAGUGGUGUUGGAAGUUUUGGAUCAAAUAAGGGAAUCAGGAAGAACACUAGGACUCGAUCUAGAGACUGGAAAGUACUUGGUUCCUUCAGUAGAUGGAGUCUGGGAUAAUUAUAGCGUUAAGCUCCAAACUUUUACCAUCGCAACCACUGUAGCAGAACAACUACUACUGGUCGAUGAAGUUAUUAAGGCUGGAAGGUCCAUGCAUAAUGCCCCUUCAUGA